AUGCAUAAGAAGUCACUAAAAGAUUUCAAUGUAAAAGCAUGGAUUAAUGAUGCCACUUCGUCAAGUGUUAACUAUGUAACAACAACUGUUGAAGUUUCAAAAGAACAUGAAGUUCAACUGAUGGAAAAUAAUGUCUCUAUUCUUAUAGAAAAAUUACAAUUCCUUUCUCAAGAAAUUUCUCAUAGAUUAGGUAAAACGAUUGAAGAUGUUACCAAGAGUAUGCCAAGAAUAUUAUCUGAUUUACAAGUCAUGCAAGAGGAUACAAAAAACUUAAAGAUUGAUAUAACUAAAGUUAGAAAUAGUGUUAAGAAUGUUGAAACUGAUACUGGCAAGACAUUGUUGGAACAAUUGAAAUCCUUAGAUUUGGUAAAAUCACACAUGGAAGAAUCACAUGUUGUAUUACAAGAAGCAGAAAAUUGGAGUAAUUUGGAGACAGAUGCAAACAAUAUUUUUGCUUCAAACAAUUAUCAAAAAGCCAUUGUUGCUUUGAGUGGACAUGAUAUUAGUUCAUGUCAAAAAUUCUAUGCAAUAUUCAGUCAAAUUGGCUCCGAACGAAUCAUUGCAGAAACUGGUGCAGGUCAACAUGGAGUAGCUAUAGCAACUGUUUGUGCAAAAUUUGGAUUAGAAUGUGCUAUUUAUAUGGGCAGUGAAGAUGUUAGAAGACAGGCUCUAAAUGUAUUUAGAAUGAGAUUAUUAGGUGCAAAAGUUAUAUCUGUAGAUUCUGGUAGUAAAACUUUAAGAGAUGCUAUUAAUGAAGCUAUGAGGGAUUGGGUUACGAAUGUUCAUAAUACUCAUUACCUUGUGGGAUCAGCAAUUGGUCCCCAUCCUUUCCCAACUAUUGUACGAGAAUUUCAAUCAAUAAUUGGAAAAGAAGCCAAACAACAAAUGUUGCAAAAAGCUGGUAAAUUACCUGAUGCUAUUUUAGCAUCUGUAGGUGGUGGUAGCAAUUCUAUAGGAUUAUUCUAUCCAUUUAUUGAAGAUAAAAGUGUAAAACUUAUUGGAGUUGAAGCUGGUGGUGAUGGAAUUGAUACGGAAUUUCACUUGGCUACUUUAACUGUUGGAACACCAGGUGUAUUACAUGGAACACAUACAUAUUUGUUACAAGAUGAAAAUGGACAAAUUAAAGCAACACAUAGUAUUAGUGCAGGAUUGGAUUAUCCAGGAGUAGGACCCGAACAUUCAUGGCUAAAAGAUACAGCUCUUGAAACAAGUCAUGCCAUCUAUUAUGCAUUAGAACUUGCAUCAAAAAUGCAAAAAGAUCAAGAUAUUUUGUUAUGUGUUAGUGGUCGUGGAGAUAAAGAUGUAAGUUCAGUAGCAGAAGCUUUGCCAAAAUAUGGACCUAAAAUUGGAUGGGAUAUGACAAUAGAUUUUAAACUAUAA
Molecule: messenger RNA, 1380 nt
Organism: Entrophospora sp. SA101
Lineage: Eukaryota; Fungi; Glomeromycota; Glomeromycetes; Entrophosporales; Entrophosporaceae
Source: the annotation of a GenBank genome assembly